Molecule: messenger RNA, 2251 nt
Organism: Fundulus heteroclitus (mummichog)
Lineage: Eukaryota; Metazoa; Chordata; Actinopteri; Cyprinodontiformes; Fundulidae
Gene: aarsd1
Product: alanyl-tRNA synthetase domain containing 1
Exons: 12
Coding region: 86-1315 (409 amino acids)
Biological process (GO): alanyl-tRNA aminoacylation; regulation of translational fidelity
Molecular function (GO): nucleic acid binding; alanine-tRNA ligase activity; Ser-tRNA(Ala) deacylase activity
Source: RefSeq, a predicted model, not a curated record
CAAGAAGAAGAAGAAGAAGAAGAAGAAGACAGCUGCGAGUCGGCACCGCUUCCAGGCUCUGAAUUUGCCUCUUAAACAGCCCAGAAUGGCUUUCCAAUGUCAACGAGAUUGUUAUAUGAAAGAGUUUAUUACGUCUGUCGUAUCCUGCUGCCCUGCGGAGCUAAAGCAGGAGGUGAAUGGAAAGAAAGAAAUCCUGAAAGGCUUUAACGUCAUCCUCCAAGAUACAGUCCUGUUCCCUGAAGGAGGCGGCCAACCAGAUGACCGCGGCCUGAUAGGAGAGGUUCCGGUUCUAAGGGUGACCAGGCAAGGAUCGGAUGCUGUGCACUUUGUGAGCUCGCCUUUGGAGGUGGGUCAGGAGGUGCGUGUGAAAGUAGACUGGGAGAGGAGGUUUGAUCACAUGCAGCAACACUCAGGUCAGCAUUUGAUCACAGCUUUGGCAGACACGAUGUUCGGAUACAAGACAACCUCAUGGGAUUUGGGCCGUCAGAGAAGCACAAUUGAACUGGACACUCCGUCAGUGAAAGCAGCGCAGCUUCAGGAACUGGAAGAAGCCGUGAAUGAGAAGAUCAGAUCUCACGUUCCUGUUCAUGUUCAGCUCCUUUCUUUAGACGACCCUGCUGUGGAGAAAGUGAGAAGUCGAGGGCUGCCGGAUGAUCAUGCAGGACCUAUUCGGAUUAUUGAUAUAGAGGGCGUGGAUGCCAACAUGUGCUGUGGAACCCAUGUGACCAACCUCAGCCACUUACAGGUUAUAAAGUUGCUGGGAACCGAGAAGGGAAAGAAAAACAAAAUCAACCUGAUCUUCCUCGCAGGGAACAGAGUGCUGAAGUAUUCAGAGAAGAGCUACAGCACAGAGCGCUCGCUGGUGUCUCUUCUCAAGACGGGCCCUGAUGAGCAUGUCGAGGUAGUAGACAAGUUGCAGAAGUCUGUCAAGCUGCUACAGAAGACCAACCUGAGCCUGCUUCGGGAUAUGGCCGUCCUUAUUGCUCAGAACUUUAAGAACAACCCUGAGAGAGGAAACAUCUUCAGCUUACACAAGAAAGAAGGCGACAAUGAGUUCAUGAAUAUCAUCGCUAAUGAAAUAAACACAGAGGAAACUCUGGUUUUCCUCACUGUCGGAGAGGAAAAGGGUCCCGGCUUGUUUCUCCUCGCUGGACCCAGCGGACCAGUGGCUGAAUUGGGACCACGGAUUUUAGAGAUACUUCAAGGAAAAGGGGCAGGGAAGAAUGGCCGUUUCCAAGGCAAAGCGAACAGUCUGGCACGGAGAGAGGAGGCGGAGGCGUUGCUGAGACAGCAUCACAGCUCACAGGAAGAGUAAACCCAGGAGCCAUUCAGUGAAAGUGGAUAAAAGUUUCUGUGAAAGGGGGAAAAAAACGACGACACUGGAAAACUGGAAAAUACUCAAGCCUUUAUUUUGAGCACAUUUAUUGAGAAACUGCUUACAAGACAUGGCACAGUUGUUGAUACCCCUGCUGGUAUAACUUUGUAGGACCCCUGCUUGCCAACAACGGAGUACUUUCAGUAUUUUCAGUAUUUACCAGGUGUGUGCGCACCACACUUUGGGAAACCCUGCUCUGGAUCAUCCUGAGUGCUCUCUCUCUCUAAAAGACCAUUUCUUCUUGUGGAUGUGGAAUUUGAGGGGUAGAAGUUGGACAAAGUAGAUGAAGUCUUUAUUCAAGUUUUUAAUCAUCAAAACGUAAUAUGUCUUUCUCUCCAAAUUAAAUUGGUUCUCCGAUUUUCUCUCUUAUAAGUUGUACAUCUGUCCAAAAUGUCAUUGUAUGUGUACAUUGAUCGAAUAAAGGAGAAAUAGUUUCUGUAUUAAUUUCACAGAAUGUGCAAGAAUAGGUAAUAUCAAGCUGAAAUCUUUCCAGUCUUUUUUUGCACUUUAUAUAUUAUGUACAAUUUUAUAGGUAAUAUCUUUAACUUUAUUUGUUAUGCAACAAUUCUUUCCAUGUAACCAGAUCCGGUUCUAAUUAAUUUCUCCAAAUAUAGAACACCAAAAGGAACACCCAUAAUGUAUAGCAAUUCUCUGUAAACAUGCCUUGAUAAUUUUUGUGGAACGUCUUUUUUUUUUGUGGUACUCUUUUAGCUGGUCACUAAUUGAAAUAUUUGGUUUUGUUCCUUUAAAUAACUAACUUUUGGUAAACUGUGAAAAACCACAGCAUACUCAUCAGGUGUUAAAAGGAUGUAAAAUUUGGACAGAAAUUAGGUGUAUGACAAAGUGUCCAUUAUCAUUAAAAACUGUUGGACAAGC